AAGACACUGCAGAAGAGCUAAAUUCAGAAAAUUGGGUGAAACUUCUGUGUCAAAACUUCACAAUGACCUUCUUAACACACCGGGUACCAGUGCUACUGGCAUUUCUCCUCUUACAUUUUUGGAGAGCAAAGGUUUAUGCUUCUGGAAACUCAGAGGAGGAAAUAGAUUUCACAUAUGUUAUUAUAGGAGUUACUCUGGGAGCGUUCCUAGCAAUUGCUUUUGUAGCAGUAAUAAUCUGUAUGAUCAAAAACCAGAUGAUUGACAAUGUUUUCAGAGAGUCAGAUGGCAAACUGGAUAGAAGGUCAAACAUGGGAUCAAGCCAAAACAGAGAUGACAUCAACAUACCAGGAAAACAAAGUACAAAUGAUCAAUAAACCUUUUGCAAUCAACAGUUACCUGGUCUGAGGAUCAAUAAAAAUCUCUUGUACACAGGCAAGAAUCUCACCAAUACCAAUUCCUUUCUUUGUUCUUUAAUUGAAAGAGUGAUUGAUUGAUUACAGGAAAUGCAUCCUAAGUUCAAUCACCUGCACAUAAGAAGCCUGUAAUUCCCAACAUCGUGUAUGAAGGAAAUGUAUGAGAAAAAUCAAGUAGAUGAGCUCUGCUCAUUAACAGAUCCUGUUUAGACUGUGCUAAGUAUACGGUUGAUUUCUAAAAUCAAUUAAAUCAAGGUAGAAAUACAUUUCAGCAGCAGAAUUCAUGGUCACACCUGUAUUUCAAGAUAGGUAAAUAAUGACUGAAGUAACUUAAAAAGAUAUCAUUCAUUUGACCUUGAAGCAGAGCAAGGCUUCUCAAUUUUUUGGGGGGAAAUACGUGAUCUGUGUUAAUAGGAAAACAUUUCAUUCACACUAAAGUUGUAUCUUCUUUAGCUCUAGGACUAAUGUCUUGUAUAACUGUAAGUGGUAGUUCUAAUCUCAGCUUUUAAAAUGAAUCAUAAUUUAAAAUUAAAAAUUCCUUU
Neopsephotus bourkii (Bourke's parrot) is the source of this 955-nucleotide messenger RNA. RefSeq names its product transmembrane protein 273 (gene TMEM273). The coding region runs from base 63 to 374 and encodes 103 amino acids. Lineage: Eukaryota; Metazoa; Chordata; Aves; Psittaciformes; Psittacidae. The transcript has 6 exons. The record is from RefSeq and is a predicted model, not a curated record.